Messenger RNA from Lethenteron reissneri (Far Eastern brook lamprey), 985 nucleotides. Its product is annotated as connector enhancer of kinase suppressor of ras 3-like. Gene Ontology annotation, molecular function: protein binding. Lineage: Eukaryota; Metazoa; Chordata; Hyperoartia; Petromyzontiformes; Petromyzontidae. The record is from RefSeq and is a predicted model, not a curated record.
ACCAACGCGCGAUUGAAAAGUGUUGGGGGAGGAGGUUUUGGUGGUGGGGGAAGUGGUGCGAGAGCGAGUGAAGUGACUAAGUAAAUAAGUAAAUAAAUCCCCGUGCCCUUCUUGCUUGCCUGCUUGCGCGUGUGUGUGUGUGAUAGUAAAAUUAAUAAUGAACGCCGCGUUCAUUCCUGUUUGCUGGCGGGGCUUGCCUGCGCUGCUCUACGUUUAUUUCCAACUGAUGGUGGCAUUGGUGGUGGUGGUGUUGUUGCAAUGAGGUUGUCAUUCCUGGCGACGUGAUUGUUACUCACAUCGGCGUGGGCUCGCGAUUGGCACUCGAUUUCUGGCUUCGCUAUGGAUUGCCCCAUAGUCUGCCCGGCUUGUGUGCAUUUAAAACGUCGUUCCGUUCGUUUUUGGUCGGUGCGAUGAGGAUGCACACACACAUCGCGUGCGCGGGGCUGGAUGCGGAUCACGUUCAUUGGAGUUCAUUGCAAUCGAAUAUUUUAUCUCUCGAAUUAACAUCUUGGAAACAAUGGAGCCCGUCUCGAGAUGGACAAUGGAUCAGGUGUUGCUGUGGAUUCAAGGCUUGGAGUCGGGCCUGCAGCAGUACGCGCCGGCCUUCCUGGAGCACCGUGUGAACGGCGAGGCCCUCCUGGCCAUGAGCGCCGAGCAGCUCGAGGUGAUGGGCAUCGGGCGCCUGGGCCACCAGGAGCUGCUGCUGCACGCGACCGGCUUGCUUCACUCCCUGCACUACGGCCUGGAGACGGACAGCGUGGCGGCGUUCGCUCACAAGCUUAUCGCCGCCGCACGCGGCCUGCAGGCCGUCGUGGGUCGCCGUCAGCGCAGAGACGACGCGGGGCCCGCCUCGUCGGAGCUGCUCGCCGCCGUGCUGCAGCUCAUCGCCGUGGCCAAGGCUCUCCUCUCGUGGCUUGACAGAAGCGCCUACUCUUCCACGCAGGCUCAGGUGUCCUUUGAAGAGGUGGGAAUGCCCACACUUUAA